This is a messenger RNA of Pieris brassicae (large cabbage white), 3836 nucleotides long. It is a transcript of the gene Drp1, whose product is annotated as dynamin-1-like protein. NCBI's taxonomy places the organism in Eukaryota, Metazoa, Arthropoda, Insecta, Lepidoptera, Pieridae. Gene Ontology annotation, cellular component: microtubule; membrane; mitochondrion. Bases 159 to 2477 code for a protein of 772 amino acids. Gene Ontology annotation, molecular function: microtubule binding; GTP binding; GTPase activity. Gene Ontology annotation, biological process: mitochondrial fission. The record is from RefSeq and is a predicted model, not a curated record. The transcript is spliced from 17 exons.
UCUAGAUUUAUAGCAAUAUGGCCGACUUUUACCGGUCAGUUUUUGUGUUUUGAUAGUUACAAUAAAAAAGUGAACUCAUCUAUAUAAAAAUAACUUAAAUAGCGCGUAUCUUAAAAAAGUUUAAUUUAAUUGAAAAUAUUAUAAAAAUAUAAUCAAUCAUGGAAGCCCUUAUACCAGUUAUUAAUAAAUUACAAGACGUCUUCAACACUGUUGGAGCUGAUGCCAUCCAAUUACCUCAGAUUGUCGUCUUGGGAACUCAGAGCUCUGGAAAAAGUUCAGUUAUCGAAAGCCUCGUUGGACGUUCUUUCUUACCACGGGGUCCAGGAAUUGUGACUCGACGACCACUUAUUCUUCAAUUAGUUUACAGCCCUAAAGAUAGCAAAGAACACCGAUCUGCUGAAGAAGUAAUUAGAAGCCAGCAGGCUGGGACUGAGUCAUGGAAUCCCCUUUCUCAGCUAUCUAAAUCAUUUACGUCAGGUACAGUAAAUUUAGAAGAAUGGGGCAAGUUUCUGCAUACAAAAGAAAAGAUUUACACAGAUUUCGACCAGAUACGGGAUGAGAUUGAUAGGGAAACAGAUAGAAUGGCUGGAAACAAUAAAGGCAUUUGUCCAGAACCAAUAAAUUUAAAGAUUUACUCAACCAAAGUCGUAAAUCUUACACUUGUGGAUCUUCCUGGUAUUACCAAGGUGCCAAUAGGUGAUCAACCGGAAGAUAUUGAAAAUCAAAUAAGAAACCUCAUUUUUAAACACAUUGCCAAUCCUAACUCGAUUAUAUUGGCUGUGACAGCUGCUAACACAGAUAUGGCCACUAGUGAGGCUAUCAAAAUGGCUAAGGAUGUGGACCCUGAUGGCAGGAGAACUCUAGCUGUUGUUACCAAACUUGACCUGAUGGAUGCAGGCACUGAUGCGAUAGAUAUACUGUGUGGACGCGUAAUUCCAGUUAAACUUGGAAUCAUUGGUGUCGUCAACCGAUCGCAGCAAGACAUUAUCGAUAAGAAAACUAUUACGGAUGCGCUAAAAGACGAAGCGACGUACCUCCAAAGAAAAUAUCCGACGAUCGCAACUCGCAAUGGUACUCCACACUUGGCCAAGACUCUCAACAGACUACUUAUGCACCAUAUAAGAGACUGUUUACCAGAACUUAAGGUUCGCGUAAAUGUAAUGAUAUCCCAAUUCCAAUCCCUCCUCAACUCGUACGGCGAGGACGUGUCAGACAAAUCGCAGACUUUGCUACAGAUUAUAACAAAGUUCGCCAGUGCCUACUGUUCGACGAUAGAGGGCACUGCACGCAAUAUUGAAACCACGGAGCUCUGUGGUGGAGCUAGGAUAUGUUAUAUUUUCCAUGAGACCUUUGGCCGUACUCUGGAUUCCAUACAUCCUUUAGUUGGUUUAACCCGUAUGGAUAUAUUAACUGCUAUACGCAAUGCAACUGGACCUCGGCCUGCUUUAUUUGUACCUGAGGUGUCGUUUGAGUUGCUCGUUAAAAGGCAGAUAAGAAGACUUGAAGAUCCCUCGCAGAGAUGUGUUGAACUUGUUCACGAAGAAAUGCAGCGUAUUGUGCAGCAUUGCGGCACUGAAGUGCAGCAGGAACUGUUGAGGUUCCCGCGGCUGCAUCAGCGCAUAGUUGACGUCGUUACCCAGUUGUUGAGGACACGGCUGCCUGCCACCAAUGCUAUGGUGGAAAAUCUAGUGGCUAUCGAACUGGCGUACAUAAACACGAAGCAUCCGGAUUUCCACCGCGAGGCUGCUCUAGUGUCCGGUUUACUGAAAAGUACGGACGGCUUUGAAGAAUUUCGCACCAAACCCAAUCGACCAGCCACAUCGCCGGUACAUAAUAUGAUUAAAUUACUCCUUCGCCAAUUGCUCCGGCAAAUGGGUGAAAGGGGGUCCACUUUGGCGUUUCUAGCUAAUGUUUGGGAUGUUCAGCACGUACCGGCCAUUACUGACGGACAUGACAGAUUGCCCGCACAGAAUAGUGAAUCGCCACAGACUCCACAGAUGAAUGGCAGUCCCGAAAAUAGAUCAAUGACUCCGCAAAAGCCUGUGAACCUUCUACCCGAAGUACCGAGUCACACAUCGAGAAAGCUCUCUGAUAGAGAACAACAUGACUGUGAUGUUAUUGGUGGACGGAGCGAGAUAUCCCCUCAAAAUCGAAUGACAGUUGAAGGCAUCAGUAUGAUGCAUUUGAACCAUAUGGGUGAUUUAGUCGAACGACUGAUCAAGUCGUAUUUCUACAUCGUUCGGAAGUCGAUUCAGGACUCUGUGCCAAAAGCGGUGAUGCAUUUCUUGGUCAACUACGUGAAGGAUAAUCUACAGUCGGAGCUGGUGACUCACCUUUAUAAGUCAGACCAGGCCGAGAGCCUCCUCAACGAGUCGGAACAUAUCGCUCAGAGGAGGAAGGAGGCGGCCGACAUGCUUAAGGCUCUACAACGCGCUGGUCAAAUUAUCAGCGAGAUUCGUGAAACGCACAUGUGGUAAAGCGCCAUCUAGUCUGUGAAUUAGUUAAUUUGUUCUGUACAUAGCAUCCAGAGCUAAGGGCACACUGAAGUAGGCUUACUGUCAUUUUAACAUUUCCGUUAUCGUUGGAAAGUCUAAAAUUACACAAAUGUUAUGGAUUAAAAAUCUUCAAAUUUGACUCAAGUCAAGCGAUAGAAAAACAAAUUUCUGUUAAAUAUUCGAUAGUAAAAUGCAUUAAAAUGACCUUAGGCCCAUCGUGUAUUUGAGCAUUUCGGGUGUCCCUUGUUUCGCUUCAAAAUGGCGCAUACAAACUUGACAAUUCAUUAGUAUUAAUAUUUAAACCAAAUUAUUUUUUAACUUUCAAUAAGGUCAUAAAUUUCUGAUAGUCUUAUUUAUUUAAAACCACUUUGUGUGAGAGACCUUUCAGCGCGCUCAACUGUCAACCCUCAGGUCGUUUGUUCGAACCCCGGUUGUGUUCACAAAGAAAAACAAAAAACUACUAUUAUGAAGUCGUAUCUAGUUUGUAUGCGCAUUGUCUAUUGCUACAUGACAGUUAGAAUAUUGGAAACUAGUUAAGAAAACCAAAUUAGAAAUGGAUUUAAGUUAUAAUGCUUACUGAGUUUUAAGGCUGUUAAAAGACCCUACUUAAAGGCCACCACACAGUACAGUUAACAAACUUUGUGAUCAGCGCCAUCUAGUGUGCAGUGGCUAGUAUUACUAAUAGGUUUCUUUCUGUAAAUGCAGAUAAUUUCUACUUAUUUUAUGCUAAUUAUUUGAAAUGUGGUGCGUAGCGCCAUCUAGUUCGGUGGCUGUUAUUAGGCUCAUAUUUUUUUCGUAGAUGUAUUAAUUAAUUAUGAACAGUUGUUAGUUGAAUGUUUUUAGUGUCAGGGAAUACUCACUGCCUGAUAAUUAAUGAAACAAAUUUACUAUUAUAAUUGCAUAUGGUUAUUUUUCAAUUAAAAAAAAUAAUAAAAAUCCUUAUAACAUAUAUCAAAUAGUAUGGUUUAUUAGACAACCUCACAGCUAAAGGAUUUGUUUUAAUUAUAGAUACCGAAAAUCCUUAUUCAAAUGAACUUUACAAAAAAAAAGGUUUUUCCCGAAUUAUUUGAUUCUAGAACUAUACCACAAAAUAUGAUGAUGGUUUUGAUUUUGUUGAUUUCAGUUACCAUUUCUAUUUCAAGUGAAAAGUGAUAUUUUUUGUUUCCAAAGUUAGUUAAUCUUUGAAUUUAUUUAACAGGGCUAUAGAAUAGUGGUUUGUCUUAAUCAGCAUGUAUUGGUAAAGUAUUCCAAAGUUGAUAUUGUUCCGUGUGCUUAUGAACAAUUGAAUGUUACGCAAUAAGAUUGUAUUUAAAAGUCUGUUAAUAUAAUAUUGUCACCCUU